AUGACCCACCCCUUCACCCCGAAAGUCAACCGCCGCCCCCUGGCACCUCUCUCCUCCGCCGCACUGAACCGCGUCUCGACUCCCCCCUCGCCAACCCCAUUGGGCGGCGCACACAAGACCUCAAAGGGAUCCCUAGUCCCCACCUCUCGUUCUUCUGUCCCAGUGCAGAAGCCCACCUCGAAGAUCCCCCUCUCCGCCCGCCAUCCCAAGCAGGAUGAGAACGACAUGGCCGGUCUCCUUCAGAAGGAGAAAAUGCGCCGCCAGCUCGCAGAAGCCGCCCUUGCGGACGAGAAGCGCGUCCACGCCGAGACCCGCCGCCAGCUGGAUGCCCAGAGGGCCCAGCACGCUCCUCAACUGGACGAGCUCAAGAAGCUCACGGAGGCGCACGACGCCCUCCUUGACGAGCAGAUUAGCACUGUCUACGAGCUGUCAGAGGCUGAUAGCAAGCUGUUCGAGAAGGACGCCCGCAACAAGGAGCUCCUCCGGCACGUCUCCGAACUGAAGGAGCAGCAGAGGCUGGACCAAGAGCUUAUCUCGCAUGUGGAGAUCAAGGCGGAGAAGGCCGAAGACGACCGCGCAGCACUUGCCAUCAAGUGCGCCAGGCUGGAGGCUGAGCGCGACCACAAGGUCUUUGGACGCUAG
Messenger RNA from Vanrija pseudolonga, 642 nucleotides. RefSeq lists its product as uncharacterized. NCBI's taxonomy places the organism in Eukaryota, Fungi, Basidiomycota, Tremellomycetes, Trichosporonales, Trichosporonaceae. The transcript has 3 exons. The coding region runs from base 1 to 642 and encodes 213 amino acids. The record is from RefSeq and is a predicted model, not a curated record.